AUGAGCAUGGGUUGCGCUCCUAGUUAUCCCAUCACGAGAAGCCCCGUCGUUUAUGAGCCAAUCACGUAUUUUAAUAGAACGGGUGAGUUCUAUAGAUCGGUUUAGACGUGAAUGUCGGCAAGUUACGUUCCAACUUGCAAAGGAAAGAAUAUCAAUUGCGGUAAAGUAUUUAUGUACUUAAAAAAAAAAAAAGCGAUCGCCAAUCAUUUUUUGCUUCGAACAGUACAUUAGUGUAAUGGGUUCAGAGAAUGAAGAAUCGUCAUUUCAUAGGGUUAACUUUUGCUCCUCCUACAAAAAAGGUGUUUUCUUUUAACUAGCAACUGACUCUCGAUUUCUACAUGUAAUUCAGAGUCCAUGAUAGCUUUCAUUGGGUAUUUCCCACAACUCACUCCACAUGGAGAAGAAAGUAUCAAACUUUGUUAAUGAUAAUAAAUCAACAUAUUCCAAAAAAUGGAAUUUUUGACUUUUUCUGAUUCUUCCAGGAACAAGGAAAUCACACGGCGAAAACGAACUAAAAAAUACGGAAUUUCAAUCAAUUCAAGAGCAGUAUUGGGGAAAACUUCUCAUGGAACGAAGAUUAUCAGCUAUGAACAGAAAAAAAUUUCAAGGUAUGGUGUAUUUUGUUUCGUGAUCGAAUUGGCUCCAGGAUAAUUCGACUCGUAUUGACAUCGAGCACUUUUGUUUCAUCUUAGCCCUUUGCAUCUACUUGUUUUCAGAAAUGGGUGAAAAAGAUUUCAGAUCGUUGAUAGAAGAAUUUCCAGAAUUUAAAGAAUCCGACAUAUCGGACUUACGAUUACAGUUUCAGACGUUUGACUUAAACCGAGAUGGAAUAAUUGAUUUUAGAGAAUUGUAAGUAUCCAGACUAUUUAAUGUGUCGUAACAUGAACUUACUUUAUAAUUGUUUGCGUGGGUCUUAAGUCCCUAAGUUCCUUUUUACUGAAUACAGCCCCCUAACGUAAACCCCUAAAAUCAUACAAACCAAGACAGAAUAAUUUAUAAAUUUUUCAUCGCACAUCGGUAGGCCUGCAUCGUAAAACAAGGUGAUUAUGAUAUACAAUUUAAAACCACGCCAACUCCAACUCCCAAUGGAGAGGAAAAUGGUUCGACUCAGCAGGAGAUCGAGUCAUUAGGAUUGGUGUUGAAUUUCAAUUAUCCUGUUAAUGACUUUAAUUAUUAAAAUAAAGAAUCACGUUUAUACCAUUCUUGUCUGGAGCCCAUUAUGGGCUCCUGUUCUUGUACAAUCGAGUUAACUGAGUUCGGGUUAGCUGUUAGUAAAUGCCUGAAAAAUGGGUUCAAUUUCAAGGGAAAUCGGAUCUUGUUCGAAUCAGCGGGAUUCUACUGUAUUUUUACCGAUAAUUAAGUACCCCUUUGAGUUCAAGUGUCCCUGACCGCGAGUACUGACCACAAAUCUUCAUAAGAAGAGACAACCAAAAUUCUUCGCUUACCCUUACGCCCCCUCCCCGCCCUCCUCCGCCACCCUUACGGCCUAGAAAUUAUUCCUGACCACUUUAUUGGACAGCAAAGAAAAAACACUUUUCGAGUCAACCCCACAGUAAACACUAAUUCAGUACUGGUAUCUUUCAUUAGAACGCAGGUCCUCGAUGACCUAGGGGAUAAGUCUGAGCCUGCCGUACGGGAACAGUAUUUCAGUGACAUUGAUAAAGAUGGAUCCGGUGCUAUUGAUUUUGAGGAGUUCUUAGCGGUAAGAAACAAACGGCUGAGUUUUGUCAAGUAGCAUGGUCCCUUCUUACUCAAAGAUGGUUUCAAUAUGGAGGAAGGGGGGUUGGGGCACUUUUUAAUAAUCGACGACUGAAGAUAUGUCGUUUUGAUAGUCGACGGUAAAGUGCUUGGAAUAGUGGUCUCACCUCAUCCAUCUGGGCCAAGUUGUCCAUAGAACAGAUAAAGCUGUCCAACAGCUAAAUCACUAUCCACCGGGUAAAUGUUAACAAAACGUACCACGAUAUCCUUCGUAUAGAGAUUUUUCAAGUGGAUGGCGUCACUCAUCCUCCACCCUUCGAACAAUCGGGGCCUGGUAUCGAUUUUCUUGCUCAUAUAGGGUUCAAUAGGUAAGGUCUCAUUGUGACGAGACUCAAUUGAACAUGCAGUAAACGUCUCUCACGGUAAUCAAACGUUUUUCAGCGGCACCGAAACGGCUUAGAGAAAGAUCUAAUAAUCAAUUUAAGAAACAAAAUGUUUUCUUUUUGCAGCUCAUUUAUCAGCUGCGAAAGACCAAUGCAGAUUUUCUCCAGUCAAGCGAGUUGGGUCAGAUAGGAAGCUUGUGCAAACGUGGCACAGACAAUAUUCAAAGAGUCAGAAAACUUAGUGUGGCUAAGCAAAUGCUCACGGGGCUGUUUUAG
This is a messenger RNA of Pocillopora meandrina, 2357 nucleotides long. Lineage: Eukaryota; Metazoa; Cnidaria; Anthozoa; Scleractinia; Pocilloporidae. The record is from the annotation of a GenBank genome assembly.